AUGGCUAAAGCCGCUAAGGUAUCCCUUGACGAUGUUAAGCAUGCCGCCGAAGUAGGAUACGUCGAUAGCUUCAAAGUCAUUCGAGAUAAGAACAAAGAUAACGGCGACGAUGCUAGCGAAGAUGACGAAUCUAUAGAACUGAGUAGCUCCGACGAGGAAGAUCGUGACAGUGGCGAAGAGGACGAAGAUAUAGAACUGAGUAGCUCCGACGAGGAAGACGAUACCGACGACACAGAUAACUCCGAGGAUGGUGUUUGCGUUACUAUAAAGACGAAGAGAGUCUUGGUCACCCGAAGCAAGAAAACCCUAGCGGCAACAAACGAUAUCAAUAAACGACGCAAGGUAACUGGCAACCACCGUGGCAGCAGGACCAAGGGCAGAGUCUUCAAGGCCGGCAAACUCUCCAAGAGCAAGUGA
Messenger RNA from Exophiala xenobiotica, 417 nucleotides. RefSeq lists its product as uncharacterized. The coding region runs from base 1 to 417 and encodes 138 amino acids. The record is from RefSeq and is a predicted model, not a curated record. The transcript is spliced from 4 exons. Lineage: Eukaryota; Fungi; Ascomycota; Eurotiomycetes; Chaetothyriales; Herpotrichiellaceae.